CUGACAGCGGAGUUCACGCAUACGCAGACACGCACACACACACACGCGCGCUCGCCGUGAUUCCUUCUGGAUCUAUACUGUCAACUCGAUUAAAGCUCCGGAGGACCAGAGUGGUGUUUCCCCCUGCAGCUGGCAUGAGCUAACAUGGAAACCAAACCUUUUUUGUCGCUAGGGUUCCUGAAAAGCCCAUGCUCAAUUGCGCCGCCCUGUGUGCAGGGCCGGCCGGGCAAUGCUGGCAGCUCGCCCUCGGGCUGCUCCUGCUACAUGGGCACAUGCCCGCUGCACCAGCGCAGGAUAUCUACAGACUCAUCAGGCCAGCUGUCUUCAUCUCCUCUGAGCUCCCCGACUGGUCACUGUGCUGUCGGCCCUCACCCACUCCACCCGUCCCUGCUCACCCCGUCUUCCAUGGGCUCCACGCCAGGUCAGCUUCACUCACCCAUCAAUGGCCUAGCAUCGCCCUUUCCUGUCAUCAGCUCACCCAUGGGACAUCCCUCCAUCACGGGGCCUUCCAGCACCAGUAUGGCCUUUGGACCUAGCCUCAGUCCACAACUCAGUUCCCCAAUGACUUCAGUCAGCAGUCCAGAAGACAUCAAACCUCCUCUGGGCCUGAAUGGGGUCAUGAAGGUUCCAGCUCAGCCAACCGGCACCCUGCUGUCUCUCACCAAACACAUCUGCGCCAUCUGUGGCGAUCGAUCUUCCGGGAAACACUACGGCGUGUACAGCUGUGAAGGCUGCAAAGGCUUCUUUAAGCGAACAGUAAGGAAAGACCUGACUUACACCUGCCGAGACAACAAGGACUGUCCCAUCGACAAGCGCCAACGCAACCGCUGCCAGUACUGCCGCUACCAGAAGUGUCUGGCUAUGGGCAUGAAAAGAGAAGCUGUCCAGGAGGAGCGUCAGCGGGCGAAAGAAAAGAGUGAAGCUGAAUUGGAGCUGGCGGGUUGUGCCAGUGAAGACAUGCCAGUGGAGAAGAUUCUGGAGGCUGAGCUGGCGGUGGAGCCCAAAACCGAAACUUAUGUGGAAGGCGGUGUUGGUGCCGCUGCCAACUCUCCCAAUGACCCAGUUACGAACAUUUGCCAAGCCGCUGAUAAGCAGCUCUUCACAUUAGUGGAAUGGGCAAAGAGGAUACCACACUUUUCCGAUCUGCCUUUAGAUGACCAGGUCAUCCUUUUACGAGCAGGGUGGAACGAGCUCCUCAUCGCGUCUUUCUCGCACCGCUCGAUUAGUGUCAAAGAUGGCAUAUUGUUAGCAACAGGCCUUCAUGUCCAUAGAAACAGUGCACAUAGCGCUGGAGUGGGUGCCAUUUUUGAUAGAGUGCUGACAGAGCUGGUGUCGAAGAUGCGAGACAUGCAGAUGGACAAGUCUGAGCUUGGAUGCCUGCGAGCUAUUGUUCUUUUUAAUCCAGACUCUAAAGGCCUGUCUAAUCCAACAGAGGUGGAGGCACUUAGGGAAAGAGUAUAUGCUUCACUGGAGGCCUACUGUAAACAGAAAUACCCUGAUCAGCCUGGGAGAUUUGCUAAACUGCUGCUCCGACUGCCUGCUCUGCGCUCCAUCGGUCUGAAGUGUCUGGAGCACCUCUUUUUCUUCAAACUCAUUGGAGACACCCCAAUCGACACUUUCCUAAUGGAAAUGCUAGAGGCGCCACACCAAAUGACAUAAUGGAGCAGUGCCUUAACUCGCUCAUGACGAAGUCGCUCAGAAUCUCUGUAAAGAACAAUCUUUUUUGCGCACAUCACCUUCAAGAGGCUACGAUGAGAUGCAUCUCAGUGACAAAUGCUUUAUCGGCUUUUCUUGCAAUCCAGGAGACAAACAGGUUAGCGUUGGUGCUUCAUUUUUUUGGGAAUUUGCAAAUCCAUGUAUUUACAGAAAGAUCAUUCACUAUGGAGCAAUUUAUAAGGAGGAUGGAUUGAGAGAGUUCUAACAGGUAUGCUUGGGAGGAAAGCUGGCUGCCCGGAUUUUAGCGGAUCUUGUGGUCUAAACAGUAUCUUGAAUAUUCUGCCUCACAGUGACCUACCUCUGCAGUUUCCUCUCUUUACAGCGUCUGUGCUCAAAUAGCUUCAUGUAUGUACACAUUCACGUCAGUGGGAGUGUAUAGGUUUGAUGAAUGGAUGCAAAAUUCUGCAAUACCUCAUAAACACCCCUCGGUACCACAGGACUCCUUUUUCCUGACACCUCAUCACUGCCUUUGGUAUAGACUGUACUUUAUGUACCGAAACAUUCAAUGUUAAUUUAGCAGUGUUUUUUUUUUUUUUUCAGAAUUUUUCAGAAUUCAUUGAUGUGAGAAAGUUGUAUAAGUAAAAAAUUGUUGUAUUUGCAGCACUUAACUGAUUAAAAUUUCUUUUCUUUUUUUUUUCAAACAGUGUUGAUAUUAGUUAAACUUCCAGCAGUCAGUCAGAAUUACAGAAUGAAAUAAAAGUCAGGUGUGUUCUUUACCUGAUUCAAGUUUAUUGAUAGAAAAAAGCAAUGAUUCUUUGUUGUUUGUGUAACAUUUUACAUGUUGGAUUAUCAAUUGUUAUGACUUCAUAAUUCAUCUCAUUAUUGUAUCAAGUAUUUCCAAAGAUUUUCAUUCAUGUGAUGAUUCCCAGCAAAGCAGCAUUUGUGCUAUAAUAAUAUGCAACUAGGCUACGCUCACAUUAAAAGGCUGAAGUGGCAUAAAUCAGGGUUUUUUUUUUUUUUUUUCAAAAUUGAGACAAUGUUCUCAACUCAUAUUCUGGAUACAAAUAUGAUACUAGAUACAUAGCCUUGUAAUCAUAUAAGAAUGUAUGAAGUGAGUGCUUGUAGCCUGUUAAUAGUGUUAAUAUGACGAGUAAGUGGAGAAAGUAAUAACUGAAAAAGCAUAAAAAAAAAAAACUGCACCUGGAAUUUUAUUUUAAUUUGGUCCUAUGUAAACCGGCUCCCAAGCUGUCAGUCUGACUCCAGAGCAGAUUUCAUUAUUGACAGAUUGUACUAUAAUUUCAUUACCGCAGUCUCUAAAACGUUUGUUCAUGUUGUUCACGCUUAUCAUCCACGUGGUGUUAUUGAUUUCAAAAUGUGCUCAUGUAAGUCAUUUCAGUGCGGAAGUCUGAGGUCACUUAAACACGAUUGUGACCUGUCAAGAUAGAAAGAGUGAGGCUAGUCUGCCACCUGGUGGUCACAGGUGAUACUUAAGGUUUUACUAAUUAAUUUUACCAUUGGAGCCAAAAAGGGAAAAAGAUUAAAUAGAAUUGAAUAAAACUUGUUAAUGUGAACAUAGCCUUUUCUUAAGAGAAUCCAGAUGAUGGUCUGGCCUCAGGGAUGUGGAAGGUUUGGAAGAGUCUGCCAUCUGGUGUCUCACAAGUGAAACUACCAUUCAAUGUUAUGCUGGAACAGGAAUAUGAAGAAUCCUUUAAUGUUUUAUAGUGUUCAGACUUGGGAAGCAUUACAAAAUAACCAGACCUCAGGCUUUGUAAAACACUUUUUAUAUUAUAGUGUUAGUCAGACUCAUAUUGUGCAAUUUCUUUCUGUUGUGAUGUUUGCUUAAAGGAACCUCUUGCAAACUGAGCCAGGCUGAACUAAAACAGUGUUCUUAUACAGUUAUUAUGCAUUUUAGGUUAUUAUUAUUAUUAUUAUUAUUAUCAUUAUUACAAGUUUUCAUAAUCAGACUGCAGAAUCUUAGCAAAGCCGCUGAUUGCUCUUUCAGUAGUCAAACUUUGAACUUAACGAAAGCAGAAGCUACCACUCAGGCACAUAUAAGGUUUACAUACAGUUUUUCACAAAACCCUAACAGUAGGUUUUUUUUUGUUUUGUUUUGUUUUUAUGGCCCCUGUCACCUGUAGCCUGAAACCAGGUUUAAAACUGUGGGCUUUAAACACCAGCAUAAAGUCAUAGGAUAAACAAAAAAGCCUCUUUGUACAUUUACUAGAUCAGAAAUCCAAGCUGCAACUCUAAAAUGCCCUAAUCUAGAAUAAUCCUGGGUGCGGGGCCUCAUGGAAGACAAACAGGGUUUAGUAGACCAACAGAAACAGCUAAUAUACUUUCCCAAUGAUAAGCAAAAUUUUGGCAAACCAUGAAAAGAUUUUGGUUUAAAGAGAAAUAUCUAUUUUUGUACAAUUGUAAGUUUUUUUUCCUUGUGUUCCAGGUAUUUACAUAAUUCUAUUGAAUGUUGCAGACAUUAAUUGUAUAAUUGUUGAUUUGUAAAGUGGAUGGGAUCUUGCCCUCUGAACAGGUUGCUGUUGGAAUUUUUUCCCUAGAUCUUUUAAUAUUAUUAUUAUUAUUAUUGUUGUUGUUGUUGUUGUUGUUGUUGCUGUUUAAGGAUGAUUUGGCUUCACCUGGUAGUAAAAUGCCAUUUUUAUAUAUCAGUACAAUAAGAAUGGGUUAAUAGUAUGUUGUCAUAUCAUACAGUGUUUAUUGUUUAAAGGACAAUUAAAUUCUCAGUUUUGAAAGCUACUUUUUCCUUAGUGCAUGAAAGAAUCAUUAACAAGUUGCAAACUUUUUAAAGACAAGUAAAAAUAAAGAUGUUUGUAUAUUUUCCCUAUUAAAAUAGGCCUAAACUUGCAGUGUUAUUUGCAGACAUUGUAGAUAGAGAGAUCAGCCAGAAUAUUUAGCCAACAUUGUAUAAUUCAGACACUGGCAAUUGUAUAAAAACAUGAAUAAAUUUGUACAAU
Clarias gariepinus (North African catfish) is the source of this 4622-nucleotide messenger RNA. It is a transcript of the gene rxrab, whose product is annotated as retinoid x receptor, alpha b. The record is from RefSeq and is a predicted model, not a curated record. Gene Ontology annotation, molecular function: nuclear receptor activity; retinoic acid-responsive element binding; zinc ion binding. Bases 145 to 1659 code for a protein of 504 amino acids. Lineage: Eukaryota; Metazoa; Chordata; Actinopteri; Siluriformes; Clariidae. The transcript is spliced from 11 exons. Gene Ontology annotation, biological process: response to retinoic acid; anatomical structure development; retinoic acid receptor signaling pathway. Gene Ontology annotation, cellular component: nucleus; RNA polymerase II transcription regulator complex.